Messenger RNA from Macrobrachium nipponense, 3057 nucleotides. Its product is annotated as cytoplasmic dynein 2 light intermediate chain 1-like. The record is from RefSeq and is a predicted model, not a curated record. NCBI's taxonomy places the organism in Eukaryota, Metazoa, Arthropoda, Malacostraca, Decapoda, Palaemonidae. Gene Ontology annotation, cellular component: ciliary basal body; cytoplasmic dynein complex; axoneme. The transcript is spliced from 9 exons. Gene Ontology annotation, molecular function: dynein heavy chain binding. The coding region runs from base 525 to 2192 and encodes 555 amino acids. Gene Ontology annotation, biological process: intraciliary transport involved in cilium assembly; intraciliary retrograde transport.
UCGCCUAUGCGCCCAGUAAUACAAUAAAAAACAUCAAAUAAAUUUAUAAAUCUUCUUAUGUGUUACUUACAAAUACGAAAUAUACGAACGCCGAGACCAAGAAACCGAAAGAAAACGAGCUAUUUAUAGGAAAUACAAUCAACUGUACCGACAAGUGUGUGUACACCAAUGACAGGUGAUAGAGAUCAACUGCACAUGCGCGUCUCACCUGGAUUCCUAAUUCAUUCUGGGAAAGAAUACUUCCUACGUACGACCUUAAAAUACUAUUUGCUUUUUGUUUUCCGUGGUUUUCGAGAAUAUAUCACAUGUGGAAGAGUUUUACUGAAACAGUUCGACAACUAGAACAUAGAAGAGCAAAUGUGUGAAUUCCAGUUCUUGAAACAGAAAGCAAUAUACCAAGAAUGAUGGAAAAGCCUAUAUAUGUGCAAGAGAAUAUGUUAAUUUAAAUUGAAAACGUUUAAUGAAAUAAUAUAUACUGACAAUUUACGAACAACAAUAGCGGUUCUACCAUUACAUUCGGGAAAAUGUCUCGCAGCGGAAGCGUCAUGAGCGUCUACCCCCCUGCUAAUGCCAGGGCAGGUAGUGCAGUUAGCCGAGUUAGUGCAGCUAGCGUAACCAGCGCUCAAGUUACAGCCAACGCGCGCAGUGAAAGCGCCGCCUCCAAUGGGCGCGUUGAAAGUGCUGCUUCCAAUGGGCGCGUUGAAAGCGCAGCCUCCAACGGACGCGUUGAAAGCGUAGCCUCCAACGGGCGCGUAGAAAGCGCAGCCUCCAACGGGCGCGUUGAAAGCGCAGCCUCCAACGGGAGCGCUGGAAGCGCAGCCUCCAAGGCGCGAGUUGAAAGCGCAGCCUCCAACGCGCGCGUUGAAAGUGCAGCCUCCAAAGCGCGAGUUGAAAGUGCAGCCUCCAAGGCGCGAGUUGAAAGCGCAACCUCGAACGCGCGAGUUGAAAGCGCAGCUUCCAAAGCGCGAGUUGAAAGUGCAGCCUCCAAGGCGCGAGUUGAAAGCGCAGCCUCCAACGCACGCGUUGAAAGCACACCCUUCAAAGCCCGCGUUGAAAGCGCCGCUAGCGUACGGAGCAACAUCCUAAGCAACCAAGGAAACCAAGGAAACCAAGGAAACCAGGGCAGCAAUCAAGGAAACAACCAAGUUAACAACAACUUCAGCGGUCUAAGCGUCUGGGACAUAGCGGUCGCCGAAGACAGGAAGAGAAGGUUAGAUCCCCAGAACAAGCAAGAAACGGACAAGGCCCCAAGAGAGGCAACGUUGCUUAUUGUUGGUACUAGGUCCGCUGGAAAAACAACGUUACUGCAGAGAUUUCUAGACAGGGAGGAACCACCCAGAAACACCCUCGCCCUUGAAUACACCUACGGAAGAAAGUCCGGCAAAACACUGGUAAAGGAUGUCUGCCACCUGUGGGAACUUGGAGGCGGGGCUCUGUUCACCUCGUUGUUGACGGCUCCUCUCACAUCGAGGGUCAUCCCGAACCUCGCCGUGAUCUUAAUGCUGGACCUCUCACGACCCGAGACGAUCUGGACGGAUCUUGAAGCGCUGGUUUCUCAGUUGGAGGCAGAAAUAAAGGCCGUUGUAGCAAAACAAGCUGGAAUGCAAAAACAACUGUCUGCAGCAGCCUGGAAUAGAAUAGGCGAAGAUCACCAGGACAAAGCACUCAUUUCCCCCUUUCUGGUACCUCUCGUGAUCCUUGGCGGGAAGUAUGACGUUUUUCAAGACAUGGAACCAGAGAACAAAAAGAUCAUAUGUCGUGCUCUUAGGUUUGUGGCUCACAGUCUAGGGGCAUCUCUUCAGUUUUUCUCUGCCCGUGAUGCUGGACUGGUUAAAAAGGCCAAGGAGCUCCUGAGUCACUAUGCUUUUGGAAGUCCUGACAGCAAAAACCUGUCACAAGACUACAACAAGCCUCUAUUGAUACCAGCUGGGAGCGAUAACUUCAACACAAUCAAUGGAAAUGUCGAUGAAUCACACGCCAUGACUUAUGACACAUGGAAGCACACAUUUACUGCCAAAUUUCCACAAAAGAACGAGAAGAAGUCUGCACUGCCAGAGGAUCCAGGACGUGACCCUAGCUAUGCAGAAGCUGAUGUCGAUAACCUAAGGGCACAGAAGGAUGAGGAACUGGAACGAAUUCGACGAGAAGUGGGACGUAACAAUGCAAGAUGGGCCGAACUAGACUUGUCAUGAAAUUCUACAAGGAAUAUAUUGUGAUAAAGUAUAGCACUUAGCAUUAAAUGUUUCUCAAUAGAUUUUCAGCCUGAAAAUGGAAGCUGAGAGGAUUGGUGUUCUUAAAAAAAUUUUUGUACAAGACAUGCAGAUGAUUUUCCAUACCAUAAUGUGACCAAAAUUUGCUCAUGGAUUAGUUAUAAUGCAUCUGUAAUAUCAGUGACCAGAAAACUAAGUUAAUUUAAUUAUGGAUAAGUGUUUUGAUAUAUGUUAUUAAUACAUACAGGUAGUAUGUACUCUCUUUGAUAUGACAAGACCUCAGUAAAUAUGAAAAUAGGCUUUAAAGUGUAACAUAUAAAAUGUUUACCUUUUCCAGCUUCCAUUACAUUUACUUGCAAUCAGAUCCCAUUCUUUAUUUUUAAACAAAUACUACCUGAAUGUACUGUAAACUUUUAAUCAAACCAACGUACACAGAGGUGGUAGUUUACUGAACAUACCUUCACAUAGUAAUGUCAUUUACAAGAUCCCCUUCUCACACCUGAUAUACUUGCCACUUGGUUUCCUGUGGGCAACAGAAGAGUUGAAGACUCAGACCUACCGAGAUGAAACUUUGGGAAAGGAAACUCAAGACGAGCAUAGGCCCUUGGCAUGAAACCGAACUGGAGGUGACAACGAUGGUGAUGAAGGCAUUAGUGCUUGCUGCUAAAUUUACUUUUGUUUUGAAAGCAGUAAUUUAGAAGCAUUUUACAUGAAAUCUGAAUUCACCACAUACAAAUCCAUGCAUAGUAACAUGACUGUCAUAACCUGUAGGAAAAUAAUAAAAAAUAGUUUAAAGCUACCUUUUGGGUAUAUGUAACCCCUAUUGCAAAAUGUAACUUGACACCAC